AAAUGUCUGGAAUUCCGUUUCCGCUUUAGGGAGUGGACUGUGAUUUUCCUCUCUUUUUUUACUUGACUUUUCCUCCGGUGUUGUCUUCUCCGUGGACACUUUCUAGUGGAUUAACCGGAUUAUAUCUCGACCCUGUGGACCAUGGCCUCCUCGCCGCAGAAGUCUCCGUCUUCCCCUAAAUCCCCGACGCCCAAAUCCCCGUCAUCCAGGAAGAAGGACGACUCUUUCCUGGGAAAACUUGGCGGAACUUUGGCGAGAAGGAAAAAAGCGAAAGAAGUGUCCGAGCUUCAAGAAGAAGGAAUUAACGCCAUCAACCUUCCUCUCAGCCCCUCCCACUAUGAGCUGGACCCCGAGGACACGCUGCUGGAGGAGAAUGAAGUGCGGACUAUGGUGGACCCAAACUCCAAGAGCGACCGCAAACUACAGGAGCUCAUGAAGGUGCUGAUCGACUGGAUCAACGACGUCCUGGUGGGAGAGAGGAUCAUCGUGAAGGAUCUGGCUGAAGAUAUGUACGACGGUCAGGUUCUGCAGAAGCUCUUUGAAAAGCUGGAAGGUGAGAAACUGAACGUGGCCGAGGUGACGCAGUCGGAGAUCGCCCAGAAACAGAAGCUGCAGACGGUAUUGGAGAGGAUCAACGACUCGCUCAAACUCUCCACCAGGAACAUCCGCUGGAACGUGGACUCCGUUCAUGCCAAGAGUAUUGUUGCCAUCCUGCACCUGCUGGUGGCGCUGUCCCAGCACUUCAGAGCACCAAUCAGAUUGCCCGACCACGUCUCUAUUCAAGUCGUGGUUGUUCAGAAACGAGAGGGCAUCCUUCAGUCCAGACAGAUUCAAGAGGAAAUCACUGGUAACACAGAGGCGUUCUCUGGGAGACACGAGCGCGACGCCUUCGACACACUGUUUGACCACGCUCCGGAUAAACUCAACGUCGUCAAAAAGACAUUGAUCACAUUUGUGAACAAACACCUAAACAAGCUGAACCUGGAGGUGACGGAAUUGGACACACAGUUUGCAGAUGGUGUUUACCUGGUGUUGCUGAUGGGGCUGCUGGAAGGAUACUUUGUGCCUCUCUACAACUUCUUCCUCACACCGGAGAAUUUCGACCAGAAGGUCCACAACGUGUCCUUCUCCUUUGAGCUGAUGCAGGAUGGAGGUCUGGAGAGACCAAAGCCCCGACCAGAAGACAUCGUGAACUGUGACCUCAAGUCCACCCUGCGCGUCCUCUACAACCUCUUCACCAGGUACAGGAACGUCGACUGAGCGUCACACGUUAGCAGGAGGAACCACUUGCUUAAGACGAACUUAAUACUUACAUAUUUUGUUUUGGUUUUUUUAUCUGAGCGCAUGCGUCACAAUAUUCCACGAUAUUUUUAGCUCUUAUUCGUAAACUCGGCAUUUUGCUACGCAGUCUUGCAGGAGUCUAAACAAAAUGGCUGAAAUUAUUGUUAAAUCGAGUCUUAUUAUUAUUUUUAUUAUUAUUAUUAUUCCUAAUUUUACAUCCCUCGAGAGAUUUUCGAUGAUCAAUACUUUGACUGUUUACCUGUAUUUAUUGUUCAUUUUGACACCGCUCCCUGUUCUUGUACCUUUAUUUAAACCGAUCAGUUCCGCGAUACAUGAACAUUUGUGUUCGUGCACUCGUCGCUCCUCUUAAAGUUACAUUUUUUUCCUUUUGAAUGUGCGGAGGAACAUUUGAAAAUGAUGUGGAACUUUAUUGCCAAAAAAAAACAAAAAAACCUUGAUUUACGUUAUAUAACUGCGAUAAUUGUAAAAUUCUUCUUUGAAUUCCUAAAACUACGAACAACUGUUUGUAUCGCAGAUGGGAUACGUCUUGUAAGUGAAUAUUAUAAGUGAAGAAAAGUUUUUAAAUCCUGACAUCACAAAAUGAUCAGAAAAAUCAGCAGGCGCCCCCUUGUGGCACGUCAAAAUAAAUCACUAAGUCUGUUUGUUAGUGAACAACUAACACAAAAUAUUA
This is a messenger RNA of Solea solea (common sole), 1972 nucleotides long. It is a transcript of the gene parvaa, whose product is annotated as parvin, alpha a. Gene Ontology annotation, biological process: cilium assembly; substrate adhesion-dependent cell spreading; actin cytoskeleton organization. Bases 142 to 1260 code for a protein of 372 amino acids. Gene Ontology annotation, molecular function: actin binding. The transcript has 13 exons. The record is from RefSeq and is a predicted model, not a curated record. NCBI's taxonomy places the organism in Eukaryota, Metazoa, Chordata, Actinopteri, Pleuronectiformes, Soleidae. Gene Ontology annotation, cellular component: cytoplasm; focal adhesion; actin cytoskeleton.